CCCAGCGCGAAGGCGGAGCCGGGUUACAGCCGCCUCCUCGGCGCCACAGAGAAGACCCCCGGGAGUUCGGCGGCCCAGGCGCUCCGGCUCCGCGUCCCGAGCCUCCCCCGGCUCUCCGCGCUCCUCCCUCUCGGCGCGCCCGGCGCGAAGCCUGCGAUUCGCGAGCCGAGCGCAGAGCGCAGAGCCGAGUGGCGCACGCUGGGCAGUGGCCUGGGCAACCCCAAGCGCAGCCAGAGCCCUCACCCGAGCCCGCUGGCCCGCGCACUCCCGGACCAUGACUGCCGAGGGACCCAGCCCGCCUGCCCGUUGGCACAGCCGCCUGCCCGGGCUCUGGGCGGCGGCACUGCUCCUGCUCGGUCUGCCGCGCCUUUCGGUGCGGGCGGAUGGAAAGCUCUUUGUGCUGGAGUCUCAGAAUGGCUCUCAGGGCCUAGAACUGGAGGCUGCUCGGCUUUCCUGCAAGAGCAGGGGCGCUCACCUGGUGUCUGCAGACGAGCUGCGGAGAGUGGUACAGGAUUGCUCCUUUGCGGUGUGUGCCACUGGCUGGUUAGCAGAUGGCACUCUUGGAACAACCGUGUGUAGCAAAGGAAGUGGAGAACAGCAAAUCAUGAGAGCUGUUGAUGUGAGAAUUGAGAGCAACCCAGUUCCUGGUGGCACAUACAGUGCCCUUUGUAUUAAGGAUGAAGAGAAGCCGUGUGGAGACCCGCCUUCGUUCCCACACACCAUCCUGCAGGGCCGCACCGGCUUGGAGAUGGGGGAUGAACUGCUGUACGUGUGCGCCCCAGGCCACAUCACGGGCCACCGGGAGACCGCCUUCACCUUGCUAUGUAACAGCUGUGGGGAGUGGUACGGCCUGGUGCAGGCCUGCGGGAAAGAUGAGGCUGAGGCACACAUUGACUAUGAAGAUAACUUCCCUGAUGACAGAUCUGUGUCAUUCAGAGAGCUCAUGGAGGAUUCCCGGACAGAGGCAGAAGAGGACAGGAGUCAGGGAGACUCGUCUGAGAAGGCUCCAAAACAGGACCAUCUGGUCUCCAUUUCUGUGGGGAGAGAAAACAUAGCCCAGGAUAAAGGCUUUGUGCCAACCACAGGCUUGCCUGGCGCUGGGAGCAGUGUCUCUGCAGACUCGCCAGGAUCGCGGCUGCUCCAGAAGCACUUGUUCUGGUUUCCUGCUGAGGCUUUCCACAAGCCUGGGUUGGAAAAGGAGGUGGAUGAUGACACCAAAAAGCAGUUUUCUGCUGGAGACAACCACAGUGGUGUAAAAUUGGUCCCAGGUGAACCUGAAACUAAGGUGAUCUAUGACAACACGGAUGGUCCCUUGGGGCCAUUUGUGGGCAAGACUGAUAGCAAGGCAGGGGAUCCAGUGGUGAGCAGCAGUGAUGAGUCCUGGUUAGAUGGCUACCCUGUGACAGAUGGGGCUUGGAGGAAGACAGAGGCAGAAGAGGAAGAAGAUGGGGACAGAGGGGAUGGGUCAGUAGGACUAGAUGAAAACAUCCUACUUACUCCUGAUCAGCCCAUUCUUGUGGAAGUUAAGAAGCCCUGGAGUAGCACCCUCACACCAAGCGAGGGCAUGACCCAUAGUUCAGUUCUUCCAUCUCAAAUGCUAGAUGUGGAAUCUUUGGCGCUCAGACCCGUGAGUGUGUCCGAGACUGAGGGCAAUGGGGAUGGUGACUUGACCAAGUACCAGUCAACUCUAUCCUGGAGAUUCACCACAGAGGCGUCUCCGAUGGCCACCCUGCCCUAUGAGCUUACCAGCUCCACCCUGGAGAUAUUAACAGCGACCACUGUCAAGCAGACACCUAACCACAUCCCCCUCAACGAUCAUGGCACGACCACCCAGCCUCCAGGAGAAACCAGCCUGCUCCUGAAUCCAGACAGCUUCCCAUAACCUGCUGUCUGAAGACGUCCUUUGGACCAUGAAGGCGCCCCGGGCCGGUACAAGCGAGAGCUUCUCGCACCUUGGAGUCCCUGUGUGGGGGGUCCUGGCCUCAGUAGAGGCGCCUGUGAUCGCCACAUUGUCACCGUCCUGUGCCUACUGCUGCUCCUGGCAGGUGUGGGGAUGGUGUGGGGCUACGCCAGGUACCAGCACAAGAGCUGGUGUACAACUGAAUGUUGGCGACGGCAGGCUCGGCACUACCACCAGCAGAUCGAGAUGGAGAAGGUCUAG
Molecule: messenger RNA, 2161 nt
Organism: Cercocebus atys (sooty mangabey)
Lineage: Eukaryota; Metazoa; Chordata; Mammalia; Primates; Cercopithecidae
Gene: SUSD5
Product: sushi domain containing 5
Biological process (GO): Notch signaling pathway; cell adhesion
Molecular function (GO): hyaluronic acid binding
Source: RefSeq, a predicted model, not a curated record